This is a messenger RNA of Entrophospora candida, 506 nucleotides long. NCBI's taxonomy places the organism in Eukaryota, Fungi, Glomeromycota, Glomeromycetes, Entrophosporales, Entrophosporaceae. The record is from the annotation of a GenBank genome assembly.
CAUUGCACAAGUCAUAUGUAAAGAAUAAUUAUAAAAGAACAAACAAACAGAAUUUUGAUUCCCAAAUGCUUGCUAUUAUAUGGAGAAAAUAUAUUCUUAAUAAAAUUACAAAUCAAAUUGUUCAUAUAAAUACUAGAAAUACAAACAAUCAAUUCAAACUAAGUUCUCAAGUUCAUCAAUUGUUUUUAUCUGAAGUUAAAACCUUUGUAGAAAAAAAUAAACAAUUAUCAAAUUUGCUAAUACAAUUUAAGGUUGGAUUGGAAAAUCUUCCAACAUGUUUAAGAGAUUUCAUUAACACAUUUCAAAAAGUGGGAAUUUAUGUAGAUAAUUUAUCUACUAUUUCAAUAUUUAAGAAAUUGCAUUUUCCAGAUGGUACAAUUGCACACAGUGAUAACUCUUUUUACAACAAACCAGAAUUUUCAAAUGUUGCAGUUGAAAUGGCAGAAGAUCAAAAUGAAGAAUACAUUUCUGAUGAAACAUAUUGUUAUGCACAAAAUAAAUACUGA